AUGCCAUCUUUCACGUCUUCACCUAUGUACUGUGCAUCCAUUGCAGAGUCAACUCAGGGUGAUCCAUUCAGGGUUGAGUCGAUUGACGAAGAUAUCCAGUCACUUAAUACUUCACAUGCCAUCUUUCACGUCUUCACCUAUUUACUGACAUCCAUUGCAGAGUCAACUCAGAGUCAACUCAGGGUGAUCCAUUCAGGUUUGAGUCGAUUGACGAAGAUAUCUAGUCACUUAAUACUUCACAUGCCAUCUUUCACGUCUUCACCUAUGUACUGUGCAUCCAUUGCAGAGUCAACUCAGGGUGAUCCAUUCAGAGACAACCUAAUGUUUUGGAAGAAUAAUAAGGAAAUUGGUUUGGUCAAGUUGAUUGCUGUGGCAGUUGAUGAGGCAAAAUCUGUAGUAUCCAUCAAUGGUGACCGCAUAAAACAAUUACAGGAGCUUCAUGCUAAGCUAGACGAGCACUUGCUAACAGAGAAAAACCAUCAGAAAGCCUUUGAAGAUGAUAUUCAGUGUAAUAUGAAUGCAGUUUUAUCUUCAGAUGACAACAGGAAAACUGCUUUACAGCUUGCGCUUGAGGAGGAGCAGCAAGUUGUUGCUGAUAAAUGGCUUCAUAUUUAUCGUGCCUUAAUUGAUGAGCGAGGACCAUGGUCUUCACUUCCUUUUCCAAAUUCUGUUGCCACUCAUUGGAAACUCGAUAAGACAGAGGAUAGUUGGAGGCGCAGGCCCAAACUUAAACGAAAUUACAAGUUUGAUGAGCGUCUUUGUCACCCUCCAACAACUAAAAUGUCAAAUAGAAUCACUCAACCUACAAGUGAGUCCUCUGCUGGUAUGAGGACCAAUUUUCCUGAACAAAUGAAACAAUUUAUUUUGAAGGGUGUACGAGGAAUUACUGAUGAGAAGUCUCUGGAUUCCUUGGAUGAUGACUUGGCUAUGAUGAAUGAGCCUGACCCGCAUAUUUUUUUGGAAAAUCAUGGUUCAGAAUUUGUCAAAGACCACAGUGGUGAUGUGGAUAGUGUUCCUGAAAAGGAACCAUCCUCUGGUUCCACAGAUAGUGAUUUUUUUGAGGUUCACUUGUCUACACUUGCUGUGUUUAUUACACCAAAACGAAAAUUGGCUGGGCAUUUGGCUAUCAUGCAGAAUGUGCUGCAUUUUUCUGGUGAGUUCUUAGUUGAAGGCACAGGAGGAUCUUCAGUUUUCAGAAAUUUCAAUGAUACAGGGAACUUAGAUUCUAGAAAAUCUGAACCAUUGGGAAGUAUACCGAAGCAGAAAUCACAUAAAGGGCUGACAUUUGAUAGCACCCGUGGAAAAGGAUCAAUUGACAGUGAAGAUCUUGAUGUUUCUGCACAGCAUAAAUGCAACAAGAUCAAACUCCAUAGGAGAUGGAAUCUUUCUACGAUAAAAGCAGUUCAUUGGACUCGCUACUUACUACAGUAUACAGCACUAGAAAUAUUCUUCAAUGAUUCCAAGGCACCUGUUUUUCUGAAUUUUAUGUCUCAAAAGGAUGCCAAACAUUUUGGAACAACAAUAAUCUCUCUGAGGAAUGAAUUGUAUCCCAAAGGGAGCUCCAAAGAUAAAACUGGACACAUUACUUUUAUUGACAGACGUAUUGCACUUGAGAUGGCUGAAAAUGCCAGGGAGAGAUGGAGGAGAAGAGAGAUUAGCAACUUUGAAUAUUUAAUGACUCUCAAUACUCUUUCUGGUCGUUCUUAUAAUGACUUGACUCAAUAUCCUAUCUUUCCUUGGGUAUUGGCUGAUUAUUCAUCAGAAAAGCUAGAUUUCAACAAAUCAUCUACUUUUAGAGACCUUUCAAAACCAGUUGGUGCCUUGGACUCCAAACGCUUUGAGGGUUUUGAGGAGAGAUAUCACAGUUUCAGUGAUCCUGAUAUUCCUAGUUUUUACUAUGGAUCUCAUUAUUCUAGCAUGGGCAUUGUGCUCUAUUAUUUACUUAGGCUUGAACCUUUUACAGCUCUGCAUCGAAAUUUGCAGGGAGGAAAAUUCGAUCACGCAGACCGUCUUUUUCAAUGCAUAGAUGGAACAUACCGGAAUUGCCUAUCUAAUACAAGUGAUGUCAAGGAGCUGAUCCCUGAGUUCUUUUACAUGCCUGAAUUUCUUGUCAAUUCAAAUCGUUAUCAUUUAGGUGUUAAGCAAGAUGGUGAACCUCUAGGUGAUGUUGUCCUCCCUCCAUGGGCCAAGGGUUCAUCAGAGGAGUUCAUAUAUAGAAAUAGGGAAGCUUUGGAGAGUGAAUACGUGAGUUCCAAUCUUCAUCACUGGAUCGAUCUAGUGUUUGGUUAUAAACAACGUGGAAAGCCUGCCGUCGAGGCAGCCAACAUAUUUUACUAUUUAACUUAUGAAGGUGCUGUCGAUUUGGAGAACAUGGAUGAUAUGCUGCAAAAAUCUGCAAUAGAAGAUCAGAUUGCAAAUUUUGGCCAAACACCAAUCCAGAUUUUCAGAAAGAGACACCCACGAAGAGGGCCACCAAUCCCUAUUGCCCAUCCCUUGUAUUUUGCUCCUGCAUCAAUCACAUUGACUUCCAUUGUCUCUAGUGCAACCAGUCCCUCUUCGGCCAUAGUUUUUAUUGGCUUAUUAGACUCUAAUGUUGUACUGGUGAGUCAAGGGCUCACUCUGUCAGUAAAACUGUGGUUAACAACACAAUUGCAGGCUGGUGGGAACUUCACAUUCUCUGGAUCCCAGGAACCGUUUUUUGGUAUAGGUCCUGAUGUGUUUUCACCUCGCAAGCUCUGUACUCCAUUGGCUGAAAACAUUGAGUUUGGCAAGCAAUGCAUGGUCACCAUGCAAGUUCUUAAUGAAAAUUACCUUAUUUCAUGUGGUAAUUGGGAAAAUAGCUUUCAGGUGAUCUCCCUAAAUGAAGGAAGGAUAGUGCAGAGCAUCAGACAACACAAAGAUGUGGUCAGCUGUAUAGCAGUUUCAUCUGAUGGAAGUAUGCUUGCAACUGGAAGUUAUGACACAACUGUCAUGGUAUGGCAUGCUUAUCGUGGAAGGCAUGCUGAGAGAAGAUCUCGAGCUAUGCAAACUGAUUUUCCUCGAAAAGAUCAUGUCAUCAUUGAAAGCCCUUUCCAUAUUCUAUGUGGCCAUGAUGACAUUAUAACAUGCUUGUUUAUUAGUGCUGAACUUGAUGUUGUCAUCAGUGGUUCAAAAGAUGGAACUUGCAUUUUUCACACACUAAGGGAAGGAAGAUAUGCACAGUCCAUUCAGCACCCUUCUGGUAGUCCUUUGUCCAAGUUAGUUGUAUCACCUCAUGGAAGAUUGGUCAUCUAUGCUGAGAGUGAUCUGAGUUUGCACAUGUAUUCUAUCAAUGGAAAACAUGUUGCAUCUUCUGAAUCCAAUGGGCGCCUCAACUGCAUUGAACUUAGUAGUUGUGGUGACUUCCUUGUUUGUGCUGGUGAUCAAGGACAGAUAAUUGUGCGUUCCAUGCAUUCACUUGAUGUUGUCAGAAAAUAUGAAGGAAUAGGGAAAAUAAUAACAUCCCUAGCUGUGACACCUGAAGAAUGCUUCUUAGCUGGAACUAAAGAUGGUAGCCUUCUAGUAUAUUCCAUAGAAAAUCCUCUUACCCGUAGAGGCAGUAGCCUUUCACGCAACAAUAAAUCAAAAAAUACUGCAACUGGAUGAGUUAAAUAUUGGUAGAUGCUGUUGCAGUUCAUCAUCAUUGAUUCUCAUAUAUCCAAUUAGAGGAUUACAAGUAUAUUUGACAUGGA
This is a messenger RNA of Zingiber officinale, 3710 nucleotides long. RefSeq names its product BEACH domain-containing protein B-like. The transcript is spliced from 15 exons. The coding region runs from base 1 to 3624 and encodes 1207 amino acids. The record is from RefSeq and is a predicted model, not a curated record. Lineage: Eukaryota; Viridiplantae; Streptophyta; Magnoliopsida; Zingiberales; Zingiberaceae. Gene Ontology annotation, molecular function: protein binding.